AUGAUUCAAAUUGUUUUGGAUCAAAUUAACGAUUUAUGGCCAACCAUAGUGUUGGUUCUUGGCAUUGCCCUUCUCUUAUAUCUUUUCAAGCUAUUGGUUAAAUUAUAUAGAAAUUAUUCGAAAUUAUCUCAUGUUCCCGGAUUUUGUCAAGUAAUGUAUUUUCCUUUUCGAGUUCCACUUCUUGCUCCUGAAUACAAUCUUGCAGACUGGAAAGGAGUAUCCAAGUUAAUGCAAGAGCGAGGUGACAAGGAAACAAAAGCAAUGAGAGUUUCUCUCGUGUUUUACAAUUGCUUGGUAUUGAGUGACAAAAACAUGCUUAAAGAAAUGUUUAUUUCCAAAGCACACUGCUUUGACAAGCCAGAUUUCGAAUAUGAAAUGAUUAAUAUCUUUGGAGAGAAUUUAUUAACUGCAUUGACCACUGAAAGAUGGAGGAUUCACCAUCGUGCUUGCUAUGCUGCAUUUUCUGACGAUAAUUUACGCUUGGUUUGUGAUGAAGCGGUCACUUCCACUGAUACUCUGUUAAAUACGAGAUGGAGAAAGGCACCCAUUAUUGACGCCACUCGCAAAAGUGUCUAUAUUAAUCCUAGUUUAGAUUUUUCCAAUUUGACUUUGAACGUAUUGGGCGAGGCAGCAUUUGGAUUAUCAUUUGGUGCCUUUGAUGAAAACGAAGAAGGAAGAGAGUUUUCGAAAGCCUUAGAACAUUUAACUCUUGAUGGUCUCAUUUUGAGAAGAUAUAUUUUACAAAAUAUUCCAUUCUUGUAUCCACUGCUGGCCAAAAUCACUGGUGUGAAAGCAGCUCAAGAGAAGACAAGAGUUGUCCUCCAAAGAUGUAUUGAUCAAAGAAAACAAGAACUCGAAAAGAGUGGAGAUUCAUUUGAGAGACGCGAUGUGCUAAGCUUACUUGUGAAAGCCAACACCCAAGAUAAGAUUCUUACUGAUGAGAUGCUUAUAAGUAAUGCUUUCGUUUUGUCGAUUGCUGGAUAUCAUACAAGUAGUGCCACUUGUCAAUGGGCUCUCUUUGAACUAUCCAAGCAUAAAGACAUCCAAGAGAGGGCUCGUGAGGAGGUGUUGAGCAUACUUGGCUCUGAAAGAAAGCCAUCAUUUGACGACUAUCAAAAAUUCCACUACCUCAAUGCAGUGAUUAUGGAAACUCUUAGACUACACCCUCCCAUUACAUCUGUAGUCAAACAAGUGUGUAAAAAAGAGACCACUCUUGGAAAAUUCUUAAUUCCAAAAGGUACAGAAAUUGACGUCUUCAUUGGAGGUGUUCACACUGAUCCUCGAUAUUGGGAAAAUCCUUAUACAUUUAAUCCAGAGAGAUUUGUGAAAGAAGAAGACAAAUCGAGAGCAAAGCACGACUUUUCAUGGAUACCUUUCUCUGCUGGAAAUAGAAAAUGCAUUGGAUAUAGGUUUGCUGAGAUGGAAAUUUGCAUGAUUCUAAGCCGAUUGUUACAAAACUAUGAGUUUGACAUUGAAGACGCUCAUUUGGUCGGUGAGGUCGUGGGUGUGACUGUCACCCCAAGCAACCUCAAGAUUAAAGCAACUCCACUUUGUUAA
Messenger RNA from Naegleria lovaniensis, 1557 nucleotides. RefSeq lists its product as uncharacterized. Bases 1 to 1557 code for a protein of 518 amino acids. The record is from RefSeq and is a predicted model, not a curated record. Gene Ontology annotation, molecular function: oxidoreductase activity, acting on paired donors, with incorporation or reduction of molecular oxygen; monooxygenase activity; iron ion binding. The transcript is spliced from 5 exons. NCBI's taxonomy places the organism in Eukaryota, Heterolobosea, Eutetramitea, Acrasida, Naegleriidae.